Messenger RNA from Gossypium raimondii (Peruvian cotton), 1042 nucleotides. RefSeq names its product chromatin remodeling protein EBS. Gene Ontology annotation, molecular function: chromatin binding. The record is from RefSeq and is a predicted model, not a curated record. The coding region runs from base 154 to 834 and encodes 226 amino acids. The transcript has 5 exons. Lineage: Eukaryota; Viridiplantae; Streptophyta; Magnoliopsida; Malvales; Malvaceae.
UGAACAAAUAAAAUUACUUUACACUUCACUUGUUCAAGGAACUUAGGGUUUCCAUUCCUUUCAGUCCUUCCUUUUAAUUCUUCAAAACUUCAUACUUUACCCCAUUUUGAGCUAAAAAGAUUGGAACUUUCAUACCUCAAAACCCUAUCUUCCAUGGCGAAAACAAGACCUGGCUCCUUAGCUCCCAAGUCCAAACCAGGGAAAAAGGACCUCGACUCUUUCACCAUCAGAGGCACUAACAAAGUUGUAAGAGUUGGGGAUUGUGUUUUGAUGCGUCCUCCGGAUAAUGGUAAGCCUCCGUAUGUGGCACGGGUUGAAAAAAUUGAAUCGGAUAGUAGGAACAACGUGAAGGUUCGAGUCCGAUGGUAUUAUCGUCCUGAGGAAUCGCUUGGAGGAAGGAGGCAGUUCCAUGGAGCAAAGGAGCUGUUUUUAUCUGAUCACUAUGAUGUGCAGAGUGCUCAAACCAUUGAAGGGAAGUGCAUUGUUCAUUCUUUCAAGAACUAUUCUAAGCUUGAGAAUGUUGGGGCUGAGGAUUACUUUUGUAGAUUCGAGUAUAAAGCUGUUACCGGAGCCUUUACGCCUGACCGGGUAGCUGUGUACUGCAAAUGUGAGAUGCCAUACAACCCCGAUGAUCUCAUGGUACAAUGUGAGGUCUGCAAGGACUGGUAUCAUCCUGCUUGUGUGGACAUGACAAUUGAAGAAGCAAAAAUGUUGGAUCAUUUCGUGUGUUUUGAAUGUACCGAGGAUGAUGCCAAAAGAUCACAGAACGGAUUUCAUUCAUCACCGGUAUCUGAUUCUGAUGAAAAGGUGGAGACGAAGCGACGAAAGAGAUGAAAUAAGUAAAUUUUGUUGCAUGAGAGGAGAAGAGUUGUUUAUGGAGAUUAAAUUUAGCUUGUAGACUGUUAUUAAAUAUUGUAUGAGUUGUAUAGUGGUUUGGCCAAACUGUUGGCUGUUAGAAACAUGUGUGUUGAAGACAUCAUAACUUAAGGCCAUGCAGGAUGAUUUAAAUGAAACCAAUAUUAGCCUAUCUUGGCUUUCCUUA